Molecule: messenger RNA, 2180 nt
Organism: Lethenteron reissneri (Far Eastern brook lamprey)
Lineage: Eukaryota; Metazoa; Chordata; Hyperoartia; Petromyzontiformes; Petromyzontidae
Gene: ZBTB35
Product: zinc finger protein 131
Biological process (GO): regulation of transcription by RNA polymerase II
Cellular component (GO): nucleus
Molecular function (GO): DNA-binding transcription factor activity, RNA polymerase II-specific; protein binding
Source: RefSeq, a predicted model, not a curated record
GGUGACUAGAGGGGUGACUACAUGGGUGACUCCGUGGGCGACUACAUGGGUGGGUAGAGGAGUGACUAGAGGGGUGGCUAGAUAAGUGACUACAUGGGUGACUGGGGGGUGACUAGAGGAGUGACUACAUGGGUAGCUGGAGGGUGACUACAUAGUUGGCUAGAGGAAUAACUGCAUGGGUGCCUGGAAGGGAUGACUACAUGGGUGGCUAGAGGGGUGACUACAUGGGUGGGUAGAAGGGUGACUACAUGAGUAACUGGAGGGGUGACUACAUGGGUGGGUAGAAGGGUGACUACAUGGGUGGAUAGAGGGUGACUACAUGGGUGACUACAUGGGUGGGUAGAAGGGUGACUGCAUGGGUGACUACAUGGGUGCCUGGAUGGAAAAGCACGUCAGAAGACGAGAUGGGAGACCACAUGGGUGCUAAAUGGAUGGCGUGGGCUGCGCAUGAGGUUCCCACGCACUUCCGCUACAUCCUGGACAAACUCAACGAGCAGCGACAGCACGAACACUUCACAGACAUCACCCUCAUUGUGUCUGGGCAGCAGUUUCGAGCUCACAGAGCGGUUCUGGCUGCAAGCAGUAACUUUUUCCACACGUUCUUCCAGGACUUCCACAACGAGCCACUUGUCGAGAUUGAGGGCGUAAGCGUGGAGGCGUUUCGCCACCUGUUGGAGUUCACGUACGCGGCGCGUUUCGCUGUUGAGGGCAUGAACCCAGCGAGCUUGGCCAACGUUCUGAAGGCAGCGAAGUACCUGCAGAUGGAAGAGGCGAUACGGACGCUCACGGCCAGGCAGAAAACUUCCAAGCAGACGAGUGCGAAAAAGUCAUCGGAUCACCGGAAAGUCUUCGACACUCAUAAGGUCGUGACAGAAACGCUGCCAGAGCUGCCCAACCCAGAGAGUGCCAAGAAUCCGCAGCAAGGGAAUACUCCGAAGCAGGCGACCGAGGGGGUCGGUGGCGGCGGGGGCGAGGGUGGAUCAGCCCUGGCUCUGCUCGCUGACAUCACGAGCAAAUAUGAGCAGGAGCAGGUGGGGGAGGAUUCGCAGUGUCCGGCCAUGGAGCUGGAGCUGACGGAGGAUUGCCUGGAAGGAGCGCUAGUGGAGAGGGGCGGAGUGGAGGUAGAAGUGAGCUCCACAAGUGAAGUCCCCCCACCUCCACCACCUCAGGAGAGACUCUUCUGCUGCAAGUACUGCAGCCGCUCCUUCCGCAUGUACUACCAUUUCCGGGAGCACCUGCGCACUCACGCGGGACCCAAGUUCACCUGCAAGGACUGCGGUAAGAAGUACACGCGCGAGCGUGCGUGGAAGCAGCACGUGGCGUGUCACCACAAAGAGGAUGAGGACGAGGCGAGCGGAGACGCGGGCGCGCAAAACUCCAACAUCAUACGCACCUGCAUCUACUGCAACAAGAUCUUCCGCCAUCAGGGGCACUUCAAGGAGCAUUUGAGAAAGCACACGGGCGAGAAGCCGUUCGAGUGCCCAAACUGCCCCAAGCAGUUUGGCCGGAAGGGCACUCUGAAGACGCACUUGCAGGCUUGCUCCUCGGCCUCUGGUGCCAAGAAGGGCCGUCGGAAGGUGUACGAGUGCCAGAUUUGCACGAGGUCAUUUCAGCAGUGGGAGAAGUUCAAAGAGCACCUGACGGAGCACAUGGGAGAACGCCCGAACCACUGCCUAACAUGCGACCACUGGUUCACGCGGCCUGACGAACUGCAGCGACACAUGGAUGAUGUGCACAACACAGGUCUGCUCUCCACCGAAUUGCACACUCUCAACAUCAUCACGGUGGACAUACAAGUGCCAGACUUGCAGCACGCAGACACAAAAACACCGGGCAUGAAGUACGAGCAAACUUCUGAAUCGCACACACAGCAUAUUGAUACACCCACACCGCACACACAAUAUGUGACCGUGCAGAAAACGGAGGAGACAUCCACUGCACACACACAAUAUGUGACCGUGCAGAAAACAGAGGAGGCACCCACUGCACACACACAAUAUGUGACAGUGCAGCAAACGGAGGAGACGCCCACUGCACACACACAAUAUGUGACUGUGCAGCAAACGGAGGAGACGCCCACUGCACACACACAAUAUGUGACUGUGCAGCAAACGGGGGGGACACCCACUGCACACACACAAUAUGAGUGCAGCAACCAACUGCACACACACAAUAUGUGA